GCGCUGCGCCCAUCCAUGGCCGUCUUCACCGCCCGUACAAAACGUUAUCGGGACUUUAUCGAGGUUCAACAUCGUCUCAGCGCGGGAAACAAAAAGAAAUCACCGCCCGGUCCGCCCGGUCCGCCCGUUAUGGAUGAUCGAAUCGAUUCUCUAUCCUUCGAGAUAUGUGCAACAUUCUAGAGGGAGUCUACCGUUGAAUGAGCUCCGAAGAUGGAUCCUACAGGGGCUCUCCGCCCCCUCGACGAAUCUUUACUUCGCGAGCUUCCUCAAUUGCCAGUGCGAAUCGCUCCUUUGCGGGAGCCAGUCUCGUCGCGAACUCUCAGCAUCCCAUCUCCCUUAGAACCAAACGCGAGCGGUGCGAGGGACUCAAGUACUAUUUCCAAGGCUGCCCCAAAUGGCGGAAACCUCCCACCAAACACCAAGGCGGGCCUACCGACGGUGAAGGAGUUCCUCAACGCGGCGAGAACUAAAAAGGCCGAGUCCGCUACGACAGAUCCCCAAUCGAAUGUGGAACCACCACCCAAACCUAUCCUCCCCGCAUUUGUAAAUCUCCGUGCUCUAGAACGCUUCCAAUUCUCCUCCUCUUUCGACGACGACGCCCUCCACGGACCGCGCAAACGUCGGCGCUUAGACCUGCAGGCCGAGUCUUUCAGCGAACACUUGCAGCUACCCAUCCCUCAAGCCCAAAAAGAGCAACGCCCACCGCCCUUUGGCCCUUUUGCUAUUCUCAAUGGAUUGAAUGAGCCGCCGCCAAAUGCUGCUCUUCUGCCGCCAAUUGAGGCUGGCUCCUCUAUCUCCCAGCUUCUGACAAAGCCUUCUCAGCGGAGUGGUACGGCCGUGGAUACUGGCAAUCCGAUAUCCACAAUUGGUACCAUCGGCACCACUGCUGAAGCGCAGACUGUAGAAAGAAGAGAAGCGAGGAUUGAGGAGCUUCUUGACGCAACCCUUGAUGACACUAACAAUGAUGACGACGACCAUGAUCAAGACCUUGUGCAACAAUUCAAUCAAUAUGAUAACCCAGAUACAUCCAGAUCAGACCGGGGAGCAGAGCUUCUUCAGGAUGCUGGGGCUAUGCCUCAUCCUGCUCCGAUGGCUGAUGAGGAGCCCAUGUCUCCCAGGACGCGGGGCCGAUCUCGCAAAAACUUGAGAAAAUGGACUGAUGAAGAGACGACGGCUCUGCUCCGAGGUGUGAUCAAGUGUGGUAUCGGCAAUUGGACGGCAAUCCUUGCACAGCCAGAACUCAAGUUUAACAAGAGAACAGCCUCGAACUUGAAAGACAGGUUUCGAGUUUGUUGCCCCUGGGCCUAUCGUGCUUCUGAUCCCAAUGAAGCCACGAAGCAACUGCGAGAUCAGCUUGCCAACGCCCUCCUUAAAGCUCAAGCAGAUGGCUCUGCCAACAGGCCUGGUGAGAUCCAACUACCAGACCGAAACCUUGUCAACGCUGGGUCUGAGCCCAGCUCUAGCCAUGGGAGUACCCCUGGCAGCUCGCAUACUUCAUCUGCAUCUAGCAUGUCAGCCGGCACACCAGACACAGAACACGGAGGUGUCAUCACUCCACAGCACGGGUCUCCUUCAAGGAAGAGCCAACCGAUAGCCCCUGAGCAGUCCCAAUCAACCCUAGAAUCCCUAGGUCUCCCAGAAGCACACGUUGCAACGAAACUCAAAAGACGUUCGCGCCGCCCAUUCACCACUGCCGAGGACGAGGCACUGCUCAAGGGCUACGCCGUGCACGGCUUUCAGUGGACUCUGAUUCAACAAGACAAGCGACUGAAUCUCGGUCACCGCAGAGCAACCGACUUGCGGGAUCGUUUCCGAACAAAGUUUCCACACGCAUACCGCGAUGGGGGCUCGGUCAAUGGCAAGGCCAUCAAUACACAUGCUUCAGGCCAGCCUCUGACAGCCAGUACAUCGGGGUCUUCUUCUCAGAACCGGGAUUUGAGUAACGAGUCAACCCCCACAAAGGCCCAGCCCACAGGCCACCGUCGACCCAAGUCUCAUAGCCGUAAUCCUUCCAGUGUCUCAAAUGCCAAUGCUGUACCACUGGAAUCGGCAUUCUUGCCCCCGCCACAAGGAUACUUGGAUCAGUCUACGAACAUGGUACCCGGCACACUCUCAUUCCCGUUGGAUGAUAAUGCCACAGGAGCUCCGUCGCCUUGGGAGGAUAAUACGCUCGCGCCCAUGGUUUGGGAUGAUCUCGGCUAAAAGUACAAUGCUUAAGGGAAAUUUUUUUCCCACACAACAGAUCUUUGUAAUGAGUGAUGAUCCCUUUUCACAUGUAGGGUGUUGAUUUGUCCUUGCUAUUUUCACUUGAUAUCCCGCAGUGCACGAUGGCUCUCAUUCAGGACCCUAUGUUUUGGAAAAGUUGACACUCAAUUUGGAAUUCAAACAUUCAAUCUGUCUCAAUUCUUCGGUUUUAGCGUAGUCAUUUGCUUGCUGCCAGUAUUCAAUAUGCAGAAUGGAGGUUCCCAUAAAAAGCCACACAGGGAGGGAACAUCAGACACUCGGGACGAACCCCAUUUUAUCAGCCUCGAAACAUGGGCAUGAGAUUCCUGUGGAUGAGAAAGGCUCAGUGUCCAGGCUGCUUCCAAUUCCCUCCAUUGAUACCAGGACGAUGAAUGAAGAAUAGACAAGUGCGGAACAAGAUCGGAUAUCAAACUAUUGAACCAAGCGCAUGAUGAGUGACCAAAUAGCAUACACCUGUCAGUUCCUUUUGUGGAGACACCAAUCCUGCGAUAGAAACAGGAGAAAAACAAUAAAACUCGGGAAAACAAAAACAAAAAGGCACAUCGCUCAAGUUGCUGAGUAGAUGGAAAAGGCAAGAAAUAAUCACAAAGGAAAGUCGGGCACGUGAUGCUCUACAAAUCUACCACGCAUUGCGGUCCCAGUUGGGAUCUAAAUAUCCAGCAUAUCGUCAGCUAAUACUCGGAGCCAGAACUCGGAAUUGAAAGAAAAAAAGGCGAAGAAAUAUAUGCACGCACCCUGUAUGAAACUGGCCAACACCUUACUUCCCGUCUGCAGCAGCGGGUGACCCGCAACAAUCUGCAGGAACCGCUGAAGCCCCUCGCGUCGGUGCUCAAUGACGUCGUCGCUGAACCGGUUGGUAAACACCUUGCCCGGUAGUGGGGGGAUUGUCACGCGCGUGCUCUCGCGCUCUAGGAUAUCACGAAAGUACUCGAAAUCAGAGUACCGGCGGCGCACGACGGAGUGCUUGAGUUUGAAGGCGGGAAUGUUGGUUCGGCAGACGAUCUCGUAGGAGGUGUACAUGUUGCGGGAGGUUCCGUGAGUUUGAGGGUUGCGUACCUAUUGGAUCAAGUUAGAAAUGGAAUAAGGAAUGGUGCUGUGCGUGCGAGUCGUGUGUGUGGAUUGGGGAUAUCACUAGAGCUUGG
Penicillium brasilianum is the source of this 3386-nucleotide messenger RNA. NCBI's taxonomy places the organism in Eukaryota, Fungi, Ascomycota, Eurotiomycetes, Eurotiales, Aspergillaceae. The record is from the annotation of a GenBank genome assembly.